AUGGCUUCUCCAAUCACCACAACGAUAUUGGCUCUAUCACUUUCACUGACACUAACCCUCCUCACAUUGGUCAACGCUGAAGCCGCCGGGGGCUUCACCGUUGACCUAGUCCACCGCGACUCCUCCAGCUCACCAUUCUACGACCCCCUCGAAACGCCAGCUCAGCGCAUUCGAAACUCUCUCAAGCGAUCCUUCAGUCGCGCCCAAAGAUUCAGCGCCGCGAUGGCGGCCGCGUCAUCUCCAACAACCACUUCCCGUCGUCGCCGCCGUGGCGGCGCCGACUCUCCGUUGGCCGCCAGCGACGGGGAGUACCUCAUGAACAUCUCCCUCGGCACGCCGCCGUUUCCAAUCGUCGCGAUCGCCGACACGGGCAGCGACCUCAUAUGGACGCAGUGCAAGCCUUGCACCAACUGCUACAAACAAAACGCCGCCGUUUUCUCCCCGAACUCCUCGAGCACGUACAAAACGGUGCCGUGCCAGUCCAGCGCGUGUGAUUCACUCCAGAGCGAAGUAGGAAGCUACUGCUCAUCAAACGACGGCGUUUGUCAGUACGAAGCGAGCUACGGGGACCAGUCGCACACCAAGGGAGACAUAGCCGUCGAAACUCUCACGCUGGGGUCAACGGCCGGUCCCCGCCGCCACGUGGCAUUUCCGAAGAUGGUGAUUGGUUGCGGGCAUGACAAUGCGGGGACGUUUAGUCCGAAGGGUUCAGGUAUCGUUGGACUCGGAGGCGGGUCGGUUUCCCUCGUGACCCAACUCGGGCCGCAUAUCGGCGGAAAAUUCUCCUACUGCCUCGUACCGUCUUCCGCAGCAGCCGAGGCGACCAGUACGCUCAGUUUCGGGCAAAGCGCUGUCGUUUCAGGGAACGGUGUCGCUACCACGCCGUUGAUUCCUGAUCCGUCCCAGCCGACUUUCUACGUCGUUCAGCUCGAAGCGGUCAGCGUGGGGAGCAAGAAGAUUCCCUUCCACGGCUCCACCGUCGGCGAGACAUCCAGCGGGAACAUCAUCGUUGACUCCGGCACCACGUUGACCCUCGUCCCGACCGAUUUCUUCACGCAGCUAUCGAGCGCCGUGGAGAGCCAAGUCACCGGCAGCAACAAGACGACCGACCCGCAAGGGUAUUUGAGCCUGUGCUACGUGUCCGGGCCGAAACUCAAGGUGCCGUCGAUCACGGCGCAUUUCAAGGGAGCUGACGUGGCGCUGACCGUGGAGAAUGUUUUCAUUAAGGUCAGCGAUACGGUGGCUUGUUUGGCGUUUUAUGGUAACGACGACGUGAGCAUCUACGGGAAUGUUGCGCAGCAGAAUUUCCGGGUUGGGUAUGACCUUCAGAAGCACACUUUGUCCUUCAAGCCCACGGAUUGCACCCAGAAGUUUUUUUAG
This is a messenger RNA of Linum tenue, 1380 nucleotides long. Lineage: Eukaryota; Viridiplantae; Streptophyta; Magnoliopsida; Malpighiales; Linaceae. The record is from the annotation of a GenBank genome assembly.